Messenger RNA from Habropoda laboriosa, 705 nucleotides. RefSeq lists its product as uncharacterized. Lineage: Eukaryota; Metazoa; Arthropoda; Insecta; Hymenoptera; Apidae. Bases 1 to 705 code for a protein of 234 amino acids. The record is from RefSeq and is a predicted model, not a curated record. The transcript is spliced from 2 exons.
AUGGAAGCGGACGCAAUGCUCCAAAUGUUUAGAAGAUCCCAGGAUGAGUACGGAAUCAAAUAUAAAUACUACAUUGGAGAUGGAGACUCCAAGACAUAUAAAACAAUUUUGGAGAAGCAACCGUACGGCGAAGACUUUUUAAUAAUAAAAAAAGAAUGCGUAGGACACGUACAAAAAAGAAUGAGCACUCGACUGCGUAACGCGAAAAAAAAUAAUAAAGGUCUCGGUGGUCAAGGAAAAUUGACCGAUAAAGUUAUUGGAGAAUUAUCCAAAUAUUAUGGCAAUGCCAUAAGAAAUAAUAAAAACAAUACUGAGGCAAUGAAGAAUGCAAUUCUAGCAACUUUAUACCACAAGUGUUCGACAGACGCCUACCCACAGCAUCAGUUUUGUCCGGAAGGAACAGAUAGCUGGCAAAAGGCAAAAUCUGAUAAAAAAUUAAAUGAUUAUAAACAUAAACGUGCACUUCCCGAAGAUGUUUUUAAAGCCAUAUUACCAAUUUAUGGAAAUCUAAGCAACGAAGAUUUACUUACACGUUGCAUCGGCGGAUACACACAAAAUGCAAACGAAAGUUAUAAUAACCUAAUCUGGAAAAUAGCUCCAAAAACAGGAUUUAGCGGAACAGAAAUUGAUUUGACGGCCAAAAAGCUCGAGCGCGCCAUAAAAUGUUUGUCCGCACAUGCAUGUCAGUCGAGGGACGUGAAGUGA